AUGCAGGUCAAGACUCCGCGCUCGACUGACAUCAGCCUGGAAAGCCGCCUCCUCCUGUUCCUGAUCAAGAUGAAGCAUGCCCUGACAUUCGCCACACUGGGUGCCCUCUUCGGCAUACACCGCACAACUGCUUCCCGGGCGUUCUACGCCGUUCUCGAGACUGUGUUUGCCAAGACGCAGGAGCUGCUGGUUUGGUUCCCAAGACAUGUAGUGCAGGACGGCAUGCCCUCUUCCUUUCUGGAUAAGUAUCCCACCUGCAGGGUGAUCAUAGACUGCGCGGAGGUGCCCAUUCAGAAGCCACCCGAACUGAGCGAGCAGAUUAGGUGCUGGAGCAGCCGCAGGAGCGACUUCACGCUCAAGUUCCUGGUUGCCGUGGCGCCCAGCGGCUUCGUGUCGUUUGUCUCGAGCGUCUUCGGCGGUCGGUGGAGCGACGGGUACGUCGCCGCAAACUCCGGCUUGCUGAACCUCCUCGAACCCGGAGACGUCGUGGUGGCGGACAGGGAGUUUCCCAACAUCCGCCGCGACUUGGACGCGCGGCAGGUUGCGCUCGAAAUCCCGCCUCUUGCUCCCAUGAACGAGCGGUGCACGCCCGCGGAAGUGGCACGCACGUACAGGAUUGCCUGUCACCGUAUCCACGUGGAACGCUGCGUUAAGAGGAUCAAAGCGUUCAACAUAUUGAGUGCAAAGCUACCGCAGGACCUCAAAGGGCAUGUGAACAAAAUUGUGACUGUGUGCUGCGUUCUUGUGAACAUGCAGAAGCCCAUGUUCAAACAGGUAUGA
Messenger RNA from Ornithodoros turicata, 780 nucleotides. RefSeq lists its product as uncharacterized. The transcript has a single exon. The record is from RefSeq and is a predicted model, not a curated record. Lineage: Eukaryota; Metazoa; Arthropoda; Arachnida; Ixodida; Argasidae. Bases 1 to 780 code for a protein of 259 amino acids.